Messenger RNA from Maudiozyma barnettii, 1044 nucleotides. It is a transcript of the gene SDS22, whose product is annotated as type 1 protein phosphatase-activating protein SDS22. The coding region runs from base 1 to 1044 and encodes 347 amino acids. Lineage: Eukaryota; Fungi; Ascomycota; Saccharomycetes; Saccharomycetales; Saccharomycetaceae. Gene Ontology annotation, molecular function: protein binding. The record is from RefSeq and is a predicted model, not a curated record. The transcript has a single exon.
AUGGCUGAAAGUAAUACAUUCCCAAAGGGAGAAGUAACUCCUAUUGAGGAUAAUGACAAUGAAAAAAUCUCAAUACAAAAACCAACUAUAAUUCCUGAUGAACAUGUGGAAUACCUUACAGCAGAUUCUGAAUUGACUGAAGAUUUACCAGAUGAUACAGAAUCCAUUGAUUUGAUUCAAUUGAAGAUUAGAUCAUUGGAAGACUUAAAUUUAUUAAGAUUUAAACAAUUGAAGAAUUUAUGUUUGAGACAAAAUUUAAUUCAAAGUAUAAGUGAAGUUGAAGUAUUACCAGUGGAAACAAUGACAGAUAUAGAUCUUUAUGACAAUAGAAUAAAACAUAUUUCAAGCAAUCUAAACAAAUUAAUAAAUUUAACAAGUCUUGAUCUUUCCUUCAACAACAUUAAACAUAUUAAACAUAUCGAUAAUCUAGUUAAAUUAGAAAAUCUAUAUUUUGUUCAAAAUAAAAUUUCAAAGAUUGAAAAUUUAAAUACUUUAACAAAAUUGAAGAAUUUAGAAUUAGGUGGUAAUAAUAUUGAAGGAAUUGAUCCUGAUUCAUUUAAAAAUUUAGAUAAAAUUGAAGAAAUUUGGUUAGGUAAAAACGCUAUUCCAAGAUUAAUAAAUUUACAUCAUUUAAAAUCAUUGAAAAUUCUAUCUAUUCAAGGUAAUAGAUUAAAAAAAUUAGAAGGCUUAGAAGAAUUAGAAAACUUAGAAGAAUUAUAUGUCUCAAAUAAUCAUAUCCCAAAGAUUGAAGGUCUUGAAAAAAAUACAAAAUUAAAGAUUAUAGAUAUUACCUCGAAUAAGAUGACAAAACUGGAAAACUUAAGUCACUUAAAAGAUUUAACUGAUAUUUGGGCAUCAUUUAAUCAAAUUGAUCAAAGUUUUGAAGAGAUUGGUGAGGAAUUGAAAGAAUGUGUUCAUUUAGAUACUAUUUAUUUGGAAGGUAAUCCAGUUCAGAAAAAUAAUGAAACUGCUUACAGAAGAAAGUUGAUCUUAAAUCUUCCAAAAUCUCUGGAAAAAAUCGAUGCCACUUAUGUUCGUGGUUGA